CUCAAGAUUUUCUUCCUCAAACAUAAAGUUUUUCUCCACUACAGUAGGAGCUCUCCUCUCCCUCCCUCCCUCCACAGUGUGUAGCCAAGAUAACAGCACUAGGGUUCAAUAACAAAGUUGAUAUCACUUCACUUCACUCUUUACGGCACACAAGACUGCACAUAUCUUGGCUCUGAAGGGAUAUGUCACAUGCAUGCUCGUUGAGGGUUGCGAAGCUUUUAAAUUUCGGGGCAGUAUCAACACCUAAUCCAUUAAGGUCAUCGAGGAUUCAUUUGCAUUUCCCUGUCAAGAGCUUUAGUAUUAAAAUUCAAAUGGAAAAUGGCGCGACUGGUAACCCCAGAGGUGCAUUGGUUGUUCUAGAAGGUUUGGACCGAAGUGGGAAAACAUCACAAGCGAGUGGAUUGCUCACGUACCUUGAAGGACAAGGAUUGUCAGCUGAGUUAUGGCGGUUUCCUGACAGAAAUACUUGUGUUGGGCAAAUGAUAUCCUCUUAUCUUUCCAACAAGUCAGAAUUAGAUGAUCGGACCAUCCAUCUUCUUUUCAGUGCAAACCGUUGGGAGAAGAGAACGCUGAUGGAGAGUAAGUUGAGGAGUGGGACAACCUUAAUCGUAGAUCGCUAUUCUUACUCGGGGGUGGCUUUUUCAUCUGCCAAGGGUCUUGAUAUUGAGUGGUGUAAGGGUCCAGAGAAAGGUUUGCUGGCUCCAGAUCUAGUAGCAUACCUCGAUGUGCCGCCUGAGAAAGCUGCAGAAAGAGGAGGUUAUGGAGGCGAAAGAUACGAGCAGCUUGAGUUCCAGAAGAAAGUUGCUCAACACUAUGAGAUGCUUCAUGAUCUCACAUGGAAGACAGUUGAUGCCUGUCUACCCAUGGAAGAGGUAGCAAAACAGUUGAGGGAGAUUGUAAUGGAUUGCGUAGCCAAUUGCCAGAAAGGGAAACCACUAGUUGAGCUAUGGCAAAGGUAAAUUGUUCACCAUUUCAGAAAAAAGAAAAUUGUUCGCCUAUUAAUAGUAGAGAGUAGCAACAAAAAUCUAUCUCGGGAUAUAUAUAUUUUUAUUUUUGUACGAGGGCACCUAUUUCCUGCAUAUCACAAAGCCAUCUUUGGAGCGCCGAGGUGUGGAUCUGAUUACGAUUAGACACUAUGUGUUAGUGAUAUUGUUUCAUCCUUUAAAUCAUAGUAUAUGCUUAUUAUGAAACAUCAGCAGUAUAACCUCAAACACAGGCAGUAUUGUAAUUAAUCCAUGUAAUUGAUUCAGGAAAUCAACCUUUGACGAUAAACACUUGUUUUAAAGGCGUUAAACUUUUGCUGGCAA
This is a messenger RNA of Papaver somniferum (opium poppy), 1307 nucleotides long. RefSeq names its product thymidylate kinase-like. Gene Ontology annotation, biological process: dTDP biosynthetic process; dUDP biosynthetic process; dTTP biosynthetic process. NCBI's taxonomy places the organism in Eukaryota, Viridiplantae, Streptophyta, Magnoliopsida, Ranunculales, Papaveraceae. Gene Ontology annotation, molecular function: ATP binding; dTMP kinase activity. The coding region runs from base 183 to 959 and encodes 258 amino acids. Gene Ontology annotation, cellular component: mitochondrion; cytoplasm; nucleus. The transcript has 7 exons. The record is from RefSeq and is a predicted model, not a curated record.